AUGCAAAAUAGAGAAUCUACUGAAUAUUAGAUUUUAAAAAAUUAAGUCCCUACCAAUAACCAAGAUCAAAAGGUCCCUUAUUUUUAACUUUUAAGGUUUGCCUCUAAAAAAGACAAACUACUAAUGAUAAUUGGUGGUCUCAUAGUCUUCCUCAAUGUGGCUGCAUUUCCAAGCUUAUUCUACCAUUUUAGGAGAUAUAACAGACUCAUUUUCAGAGGCAGGAGUAAACAUCUUAGUUACUGCUAGGUCUUUCAGGUGUUUCUAUUGCAACAGCAAUCUUUGCCGUUAUUGUUCAAACUUCAGCGAAUGCAACCUAAAAAAUCUAUUCGGAAGCAUGAGCAUUAGCUGAAUAAGCAAAUAAAUGCAAUUAAAACUAUUAUCAAAAUGCUUGAUGGAGAGGAUUUUGAGAUUGAAAAGUAAUAAAAAAAACCUUCUACAAGCAACUGCAACAACUAUUAUAUAUUAAUUUGGUGUCAGUAUAGCCUUCGGUUUUCUAUGGGCAUCAUUCAUGAGGGCUUACUCACUUUGAUUCUGCCAAACUAAUAUCUUAAUAAGUAAUGA
This is a messenger RNA of Paramecium tetraurelia, 561 nucleotides long. RefSeq lists its product as uncharacterized. The record is from RefSeq and is a predicted model, not a curated record. Gene Ontology annotation, cellular component: membrane. The transcript has 2 exons. Gene Ontology annotation, molecular function: ATP binding. Lineage: Eukaryota; Ciliophora; Oligohymenophorea; Peniculida; Parameciidae.